AUGCCCGACUCACAUGAGCCUGCUUUCCCCAGCAGUGUCCAUCAUCGUCUCCAAAAUAAUACUAACCCGCCGCUUCUCCAGUUCCCAAAGCUACCGUCUGUGCCUCCUCCGUCCUCAGAGUCCGACGCUGAAGCAAUGACGUCAGACAAUCAUAGGUUUGAGCGACCCGGGAGCUCUCUCAGUGAGAGCUGGGCCACUCUCAGCGCUUCUGAUAUGUAUUCUGAGGACGAUUCCCGCUCAGACCAGACAGAUGUUGCCUCACUGGUGGGCCACAGUGUUCCUGACGAUGUCACCAGUCUCGAGGGGAGGGAUGAUGAUGAUAGUGAUGAGGUGGACAGUGCAGACGUGCAGAGUCUCUGCUCGGACCCGCCACCACCGCCAUCGCUUCCUCGCCAUAUCCACGAGCAGAAUCUAGAGGAUAGUGAAACAACAAUCAACACACCAUAUCAGUUGGUGUCUGACUCUAUUGAGUUUGUUGAGCCGGAUAACUGGCCCGAAGAGACUAUCGAGUUGAAGCACACAGUCCAAGUAUUCAGUGAAGCUGAGAUCCCAGAUUACCUGCGUGCUUCACCCUACCACCUUGGUGACGACCACGUAUCCUUGACUGUCCGACAGACCAUGGCUAAGUAUGGCCUUGAUCUCACUAAGCCAUUCCGUGCUCUAUAUGUCGGCGACUCGAAGUUCAAGCAGACUGUCCUAGAUAAGCUGGGAGAUGUCCUCGUUGCAGGCUCUGACCAUGGCUUCAGUACCGCACCAGAAGACUUCUCUCGUUUCCAUGUCGUCCCCGCAUCCUUUGGUACUGGUUCCAAUCCCAACUAUGCUGAACUCCUACCCAUCCAUGUCCAACUUAUCGUAGACGAGUGUUUCUCGAUGACUGAGAAGAGGGAAGACCACAAGCCAGUCACCAUUGGCCUUAAGUUAAAGAACCGAGAGGAGCUUCUCAAUUCAACAUGGACCGGCUCGGGCUACGAAAUCCAAUCAGAUACCCCAUGGACUCUUCCAGAUUUGGCCAUCUUCUUUAUACCCCAGACUGAAAAUCUUGUACCAACACGAAUCCGCUCCUUGUGCCGUACCUUCAUGGACAGACAUAGCGUACCAUGCAUGAUUAUCUCUGAAACCCUGCUCUGGAGCAAGGCUAAUUUAAUGGAUCGUCCUGACUACCGCAGUUUACACGUCUGUCUGGAGACCCGCGACAAGGAGACUGGCGAAUCCAGAGUGGUCGACAGAUAUCCAAUUGACCUGAAAACUUUUGAAAGCAUUGCACCCAGACAAUUAAAUAGGAAUCUCGCAUCUCUUUUGGGACAUACCUCUCCGAGAGCCGUCCCCAAAACGGUUGAAGCCCCAAAGGUAGGAAAGUUUUCGGAGCGACUUCAAGGCUGGAAAAGAUGGCUUGAUAUGAAGAGUUCAUCGGAUGGCUCUCACCGGUUUGUUGUCUUUGGCGCCCCAGUCGAUUUAGACACGGUAAUGGGCACACUUGCAAUUUUCACAAUUUUCACUGGCGUGGUAGUAAUAGGAGCAUUUUUCUUACACUUUAUGACUCUAGCGAUUCUUAACCUAUACACUCAUUUGUUUUCCAUGUCUACGUCCUCUCGACUCUCUGGGCCAGCUUCGGCUGCAACCUAUCUGCCUCCUAAAACAGCAACAACCAACACCGCAGAAACAUCUUUAAUGUCACAGUCGAUACGUGACCUUAUCAUACCGGCUUGUGCAGAGAAAGAUUCCGUCGACAUAGAUGCUUACAUUUCGAAGCUUACAAGUCCGCCUGACAGACAAGGGAACGAACCUGGCAGUUUCCAGAUCCAUGUUAUUGGAGACUGCCACAUCAUCAUAAAGCUACCAUCACGCGUUACAUCACGGCAGAAAUAUCUAAAGUUUGAUGUAACGGUAACCAGGGAUGAUCAGCAUAUUCCAUUUGAGCAGACACGUCUUUUCGACGGAGUAUAUGCACUGCGUCUACCCAGGGAGGAUGCAUACGGACUCCUUAACAUAUCUAUAGCGACAAAAACAAAACCUAUCAUCGAGCAGGUCACAGAGGUCGACUUCGGAACCCCAUGGCUUAAAAUAGCCAACUGGAAAAGAGCCGCACAGCAACUCUCCUCCAAACUUCGAAAGGACCUCAACGCCGCACAGGCCAGCCUCUCAGACGUAUAUAGCCGCAUGUUUGCUGACCUCCAUGAAAUGAGUGACAUCAUACGAGUGGAAGCCGAACUGGCAAGCCGGGACUCGCUGCAGCGUGCUGUCGAAACCGCAAACUCGAUACUGAAGAAGUCACAGAAGGUUUCUGAAGAAAUAAAAUUGCGCAUGCGUGACGGGGUGACGAAGUCUUCGAUGGCGUUUCGUGAGAAAUUGUCAACUGUUAAUCGGGACGCAAUGCGGGUUGCUAAUGAGGCGCGGAUUGGGGUUGAGAAGGAGGCGAAGAGGCUUUUGAAGAACCAUAAGCGUUCUUAUACGUAUGCGUAUGAUUUUAAUUUUACGAAACGCCUUGCACAGAAUGCGCAGCGGGUGAGGAGUUCGCAGGGGAUGGCUACCGCGCAGAAACAGGCGGCUCGUUUGUGGCAGCGGUUGCAGUCUACGUCGAAUGCGAAUGGGAAUGGGGACUUUGGAAAGAUGAGGACGAUGCGGAGUAAAUGUGGGAAAAAGGCCCAUGGGCAUAGCUGUCGCAGUUGUGGAUGCGGGGGUGGGGUUAGAUGA
Paracoccidioides lutzii Pb01 is the source of this 2691-nucleotide messenger RNA. RefSeq lists its product as hypothetical. The transcript has a single exon. Bases 1 to 2691 code for a protein of 896 amino acids. The record is from RefSeq and is a predicted model, not a curated record.